Closterium sp. NIES-65 is the source of this 6240-nucleotide messenger RNA. Lineage: Eukaryota; Viridiplantae; Streptophyta; Zygnematophyceae; Desmidiales; Closteriaceae. The record is from the annotation of a GenBank genome assembly.
AUGGUUGGCUCCUUUAUCGGUCAAUCUCUGCCGUAUUUCAUUGGCCACUGGCUGUUCCACGCGCGUGUGCAAGCGUGGUUGGCUGAGCACCCACGAAACGCUGCUGUACUGCGAUUGGCUGAGGCCGGCGGCUGGUGGCAUCAGUACCGGGUCACGUUGCUGCUACGCUUCUCCCCGUUUCCGUUCCUCCUCUUCAAUUACGCUGUAACGGCCACUCGCAUCCAGUACGCGCCCUACAUCAGCGCAUCGAUGACUGCCAUGAUUCCCGAAGCCUUCUUCACCAUCUACUGUGGUCGGCUGAUCAGUGAUCUGGCGGAGGCCCACAAGAGGCACAUCACAGCGGUGGAGCUGGUGUACGAGCUGAUGGGGUUGGCAGCAGCAGGGGUGGUGCUGCUGCUGCUCAUGGUGCAUGGCAAGAGGGCCCUGCAGCAGUUAGAGGAGGAGGAGAGAGCCAAGCAAAAGGGGCUUGAGAUGGAACAGGUGGUUUGUAUAGGUGCCAAUGGGGCGGGUAUGGUGGAAAAUGGUGCUGCUGUUGCGUUUGAUGGGGUGGAAGUGCCUGCUGCUGAGGUGGCACUUAUUGCUGAUGACUCUCAGAGUGCAUCUGGGAGGGAUGGAGUAGCUCAGCAGGGGAGGCAGGCUUAUUGUCAAAGCAUUCAGGUGGAUUUCCCUCUGGAUCUCGAUGGGUUUGAUGACUUCACGUUGGCUUCACCAUGGGAGAGGUUCAUCGCUGCAGUGGAAGGCAGUCUGCGCCAGUGGCUGUCGGAAGGCUCUGCGGCCCUCGUGCAGUCAGGAGCAGCGCGGCCAGUGGAGGGAAUGCCGCUGAUGGUGUAUGUGGAGGCGGAGCACGCGCAGGGCCACAAGAACUACCGCCUCACCUACUACUUCCAGGUGUCACUGGCGAGCAGCAACAGCGUGCAUCCGACGGUGGCGGCGGAGACAGCAGCAGCACUGAAGCGCAUUGCGUCCAUCUCCGCCACGGGCCGCCCCAGCCCCUGGGAGAAGGCCGUGCACCCGCUGCAGCUCUGGUUCGGCAUCCAAGAGUUUGUGGUGCUGGCACCCGUGACAGCAUCUGGGGUUGUGCUGGACUCGCCUGAAGCCUCCAUGCUCCUUAGCACGCUCGCCAUCGCCUCGUGUAACACCGAGUGCUCCCUGCCAUCCUUCGUCCCGGUACACGACCCCUCCCGCAAGGCCUUCAUUGGCUUCCAGCACGGUCCCCGAGCCACCCGCACUGGUGCGGGCUCAGGCUCGGGCCGAGGCAUGCGGUCAGGUCCGGGCGCGGGAGGAGGCACGGUGGGAGGGGUGGGCGCGGGGGGCGUGGGCGACUACCUGUUUCACUACGAGGCGGACCGCAUCACCAGCAACGUGCCUCAGAACCUGCUGUCUCUCGACGGCCUUUACUACCUCUUUGCGUUCAAGCUGAUAGCAGAGCUCCCCAGCACCGUAGCAUCAGUGUCCCCUGACGUCACCGUGGCCAUGCGCAUCCGCUACCGCCUCCGCUACUGGGGCUCCCCGGACGCGCCCCCGCCCUCCAAGACCCGCCCAGCAGAAGCAGGCGCAGGCGCGGGGAGCGAGGAGGGCGCAGGCGCAGGGGUGGAGGAGGAGGACGAGUUCUGGGGGCAGGAGAGGGCGUGGGACGAGGGCAUGGCGUGGAGUGUGUGGCACUCGGUGGACGAUCCGGUGAAGGGGUUUGAGCUGGUGGCCACGUGGAAGGAGCUCAGGGCGAGUAGUUCGUCAGGCAUGGCCCAGAUGGAGCAGCUCGAUGCCACUACCGCGGAUGAGUGGCUGCUGCGCGCACUGCUCGCCCCCACCAGGACUGACUUUGACAGUGACGACCCCCCUCAGGGCUUUGCUGGACGGCUGCAUGCACUGCUGGGGGCGUACGUGGUGUCCACCACAGGCCAGUACAUGGAAGACUUUAUAGCGGCUCAGAACUUUGCGCGGCGCAACAACAUGACCAUCCCGCCGCCCAGUGUCAUGGAGCGAGUGGUCAAGGACCUCUUCCACUCCAAGGAGGCGCUGGCGUCAGUGGCGAAGUACAUGGGGAAGGCGUCAGAACAGCAGGAGGCGAGCCUGCUGCCUGACGCUGACCGUGGCACCAUCACCACCGCCAGCAGCGUCAUCAGCAGCAUCAGCGCCACCGACACCAGCGCCACUGGCAGUGGGGUGAAGGGUCCCGGGGGAGAGGGAGCAGCGGGGGCAGGAGCGGAGGGAGGCGGAGCAGAAGGUGCAGGGGGAGAAGGGGUGGAGGAGAAUGGGCUGAGUGGCAAGUUCAAGGGGGUGACGCACAUUGGCAAGGCUGCGCCGGUGGAUUCGCUCUUUUCCCGCCUCGCUCUGCAUGUGCUGCGCUUUGGCACCUGCAACAUCAGAUGUGAGCCACCCCCGCCCGCCUCGUCCAUGCCACCUGUGGCCUCGGGUAUCUUUCGCUUGCUCUUUGAAAACCCUUCCUUUCCUUUUCCCCUCAUGUCCCCCAGCCGUGGCUGGAAUUUACUCGCGAGCUGCGGUGAAACUGCCACGGGAGAGGAGGCGGCUUGUGCAUAUGAUGCGGCUGUGAUCAAGAGGGAUGGCCCAGAUGCCAUGAAUAACGCUACUAUGACACUUGCCGCGUCCCCUCUCAUUGCUCUCUCAUCCCUAACCCUCUGCCCCCUUGCACUCCCUUCUGGCCCUCUUUCAGCUGUGGCGGCGCUGUGGCUGGAGUUCACGCGUGAGCUGAGGUGGAACUGGGAGCAGGCGCUGCCCAUCCCUCGAGUCAUUGCAGACGGGCCUCCCAACACCGCCACCUGCCUCAUCCACCAGAAGCUGCAGCUGCUGCAGGAGUGCAUUAAGCGGCGGCGCAAGCAGCAGGAGCGGGAAAUGGAGGAGCGCAUGCGUCACGCCGAGCGCAUGCACCAAAUCGCCGCCGCCAAGCUUGUAGGCGAGCGCGUGGAGGAGCUUGUAAGGGGUACAGCACUCGACGACGGCCCGGCUCGCGCUGACUCGCCGCCAGGGAGGGGCGGCAGGAGGCGAGGCAGCAGGAGGGAGAGGGGAGGGAGGGGGAGUGACAGGAGGGGUGGGAGGGAUGAGGAGGAGUGGGAGGGGAUGGAUAGGUCUGGGAGUGAAGGAGGCGGCUGGCAUGAUGGAAGGGCGGGCCGGGGGCGGGGAGGACGCGGGUGGGACGAUGGCGACGGGGCGAGCCCGUACCACGACGACAAGACGGCCUCGGGGGACUCGGACACGCACGGGUCGCACGACGUGGCGUUCUAUGAUGAGGGGGGUGUGGCUGAUGGCGACUCGCCUUCCCACCGCAGCGAAGAGGACCUUGAUGAAUAUUUCAGCGAGAGCGACGUAUCGGACGACGACACCUGGGCGGAGAGGGGCCGCACGAGCCACGGCCUCACGGGGGCGAUGGCGAGGGGGCGGCGCCGCGUGCGGAGGCGGGGGGUGGUGGGGCCGGUGAAGGGAGACAUGUGGCUGCUGCGCGUGAGGCGGCGCAUGCUGGAGCCUCACACACAGGACCCGGUGUUCAUGAGUGAAGAUAUGAUCGAGGAGAAGGAGCGAGCCAUGGAGGCUCUGGGGAGCACGCCUGCGGGGCGUGAAACUCGAGCUCGCAUGCAGAGUGACGUUGUUGCUUCAGACAUGUCGGCGUUCAAAGCUGCAAACCCCGGGGCAGUGCUAGAGGACUUUGUGCGCUGGCACUCGCCCAACGACUGGCUGCCAAUCACAAGCGCGGAUGAGGGCUCUGAUGACGUGGAUGAUUACGAUGAUGAGUAUGACGAUGGUGGUAGGCGGUACGGGAGGGAAGAUGAUGAUAGGUACGGCCGGGGCGACCGGUAUGAGGAUCGGGAGGACAGGUACAGAAGGGGAGGAGGCAACAGGUACGGAAGGGGAGAGGAGGAGCGGUACAGGAGGGAUGAUAGCCUGAGGGACAGGGAUGAUAGCUUUAGGGACGCGAGUGGGAGGUUCAGUGACAGCGGGAGGUAUGGGGAGAGCGGGAGGUAUGGUGAUGAUGAUUAUUCAGACAGGGAGAUUGAUAGGGAGAGGGAGCGAGAGAGGGAGAGGGAGAGGGAGAGGGAGCGAGAGAGAGGGCGUGACACAGAAGAGAGUGACAUUGACAGGGAGGUGGAUAGGAAGGCUGGUGGCAGGGAUAGGAGCAGGGAGAGGGAGAGGGAGAGGGAGGAGGGCAGAGAGUAUGGUGGCGGAGGCAAGAGUUCGAGGGAAGGGGACUCUGAUUUAGACCCGGAUGGAACCCGCGGUGGGAACGAGGAGAAGGAGAGCUCUCCUUCUCGCCGCCGCAGCAGCAGUCCCGGGAAGGACAAGGAGGAAGAAGAUGAGUUUUUUGAAGCAGCUCAGGAAGAGAAGUCUGGAGAUACGGUGGCUGGUGAGGGGCAGGCAGCAGGGGCGGGUGGAGAUGCUGGGAAGGAGGAUGGCGUUGAGAAAGUGGAGGAUGGGGAGAAGGGAGGCGAGGAAGAGAAGGGUGAAGAGGUAGGGGAGAGUGUGGCGGAUGGUGGGAAAGGAGUGGAGAAGGAGGGUGUGAAAGAGAUUGAGGUUGAGGGUGGUUCAGGGGAUGAGCCGAGGGUGGAAGGGAGUAAGAAAGCUGUGGAGAAAGGAGAGAGGGAGGAGGACAGGGACAACAGCGAUAGGGAGAGGGAGAGGGAUGAGAGCGAUAGGGAGAGAGGUAGGGAUAGGGAAGCGCUCAAAGGGAGGGAGGAGGAGAGGGAGAGGGAGAGGGAGAGGUACCGAAGCCCAGAACCUGACAGUGACCCAGAGAGGGAGAGGGAAAGGGAGAGAGAGAGGGAGAGGGGAAGGGGCAGGGGGGGCAGGGGGCGAGAGGACGGGGAGUACAGUGACGACCGCGAGGAGUGGGACGAGUUUGGCGAGCGGCGCCGCGGCCGAGACAGGCGCGACGACCGUGACGACCGUUACCGAGACGACCGGGACCGGGAUGAUCGUGAUGAUUAUGACGAGCGCGACUGGAGGGACGAUGACGUCAGGAGGCGGGGCGGGCGGCGGGACAGCGAGGAGCACGAGCGUGGCGGGCGCAGGGGCGGGAGAGGGAGAGGGGGCGGCAGUGGGAGAGGUGCUGGUGGGGCCGGUGGGAGCAGGCGGCGGCGGCACCGCGUGGAUGGGUCGGGGUGGCCGCCGAGGGGCCGGCUGUCGGAGCGCAUGGAGGAGGUGCAUGGCAACCUGUGGCGCGAGCUGUGGGACAGUGCUGAGCCUGAACCUGCUCAUGAGCAGAGGCCUAUUUUCCACUUCGACCUGGAGGGCGAGAAGAUCCUGAUCCUGCACCACUUAGACACAGUGGUGCCGGAGGAGCUGACGGGGCAGCUUGUUGCAACGCAGACACUAACCCUCUGCACUCCCCCCUCUCCCUUCUUUGCCCCACACCCUCCCGUCCCCCAUCGCACCCUUCUCCACCCCCCGCCACCCCAUCAGAUCCUGCACUAUCUGGACACGGUGAUCCUGCACUACUUAGACACGGUGGUACCGGAGGAGUUGCUGGGGCAGCUGCUGGCGACGUGCUUCUCGUCGGCUGUGCUGCUGUUGGGUCGCGACCAGGGGGGGCGAGAGGAGCCGGUUGCGGAGCAGAGGCAGCGCGUGGCGGGCAUGGUUUCCAGCAUGUGGCAGUGGCUGGACGAUCGUGAGUCAUGGGGUUGCUCCGACGAACGAGUCGAAGACUUGGAGGUGCUGCUGAGGGCGUUCACGCGCAUGGAGGCCACAGCCAUGGUGGCGGCGUCACUGUGGAAGCGCCUGCAGGGCUGCUCACGGCUGGUGGCCAAACUGCUGUCCGAAAGGGCCCUCAACGCCACUGAUGUGCCGUCUGUGCGCCUGCUGCCCGCUCCCAUCCGUCUUCCGCAUCUGCCUGAGCCGGACAGCCGAACGGAUGAAUGGCGGGUCGUGGGCAGGCUAUGGCAGGAGAAGGAACCUUCGGGCAGCAGCAGCAGCGACACCACUGGAGCAACCAGCAGCACCCCUGGCAGCAGCAGCAGCAGCUCCUCUGCUGCUCCCCCACUCCCCCCUGCUGCCGCCAAGGCUUCUGGCGGGGGGCGACGCAUGGGGAACCUGCUUUACAGGCACGAGCCCACAGAGCGUGAGGUUAUUUUCACAUCGCCAGCGUUUGUGAUUUUCAACACGGUGGACGAGGAGGAUGCGGCGACGGGCGCUGUGGCGUCGAGGGACUCGGUGGAGAUUGUGAAGCACCAGCUGUAUGCCAAGGCAAGCUUGGAUGACCUCACUCUUGCGCUCAAGGUUGCUGCGCAGGAGUAG